Molecule: messenger RNA, 1044 nt
Organism: Diaporthe citri
Lineage: Eukaryota; Fungi; Ascomycota; Sordariomycetes; Diaporthales; Diaporthaceae
Exons: 2
Coding region: 1-1044 (347 amino acids)
Source: RefSeq, a predicted model, not a curated record
AUGGCCGAGAAGGAGACCCCAAACCCCAUGGAGGGGCUACCUGAACCCCCAGCUGUCUCCGUCAAGACCCUCGCCGUCACGGGCAUCAUGGUCGACGUCUACGGCCUCGACGAGCUGCCCCCGAACCUCACCCAUGUCUCGAUCCUCUGGUUGCACAACCCUCGUCUUGGCACCAAGGCAAGAAUGGCCCCCAUGGCCCAGCGUGCCGUGAGCGAGUACAACGCCACGAGGCAGGCUGCGAGCACUCGGGGCCUGAUAGCUGCUGCGUUCGACCAACGCAACCACGGCACCCGCGAGGUUUACCCCCUCUCCAACCAGUCCUGGAACAAGGGGAACCCAUUUCACGCCCAGGACAUGGUGGGCAUCAUCUCAGGCACCGUCGUCGACACCAGCCUCCUCAUCGACACCCUCCCCGGCUACCUCUUCCUCGAGUCGUGCCCGUCCCCUCCCGCCUUCGACCAGCACGUCUGCCUCGGCGUCUCGCUCGGCGGCCACUCGACGUGGCAGGCCCUCUUCGCCGAGCCCCGCAUCUCCGCCGGCGUCAGCAUCAUCGGCUGCCCGGACUUCCAGUUUCUGAUGAAGGACCGCGCCCGCCUCUCCAAGUUACCCACCUACGACAAGUCCACCGCCGGCGCGGGCUUCCUAGGCAGCCGCGACUUCCCCCCGGGCCUUGUCGCCCAGUGCGCCCGGUUCGACCCCAAGGGGAUCCUCUUCGGAGCUGAUGAGGUUGCCGAGACGCCGUCCGAGGCGCAGCAGGCCCGGCUCAGGCCCAUCCUUGAUGCUCACAUCCGGGGGAAGAAACUCCUCAUGUGCACCGGCGGAGCUGACAAGCUUGUCCCGUGGCGGUGCUCCGAGCCUUUUACCAAGUUCUUCACCGGCGCGGCCGAGGGCUGGUACAAGGACUCCGGCCUGGCUGCGGACAACAGGGUAUACCCAGGCAUCGGUCAUGAGUGCAGUCCUGAGAUGGUGGUCGACGCCGUUCGCUUUGUGUGUGAGGUGGUGCAGGGUGCAGGUACUGGGGGAGCUGCCGUGUCAAGAAUCUAA